CAUGGAGGUCACAGCGCUCUGCGUCACACUGAUGGUGAAUGUGCUGCUGCUCACUGAUGAAGGGCAGAGCCGCUCCAGUGUUCACAGACCUGAUGCAUGUGUUCUUCACGUGGACCCAAACAGACUGCAGUUCUUUGAGUAUGACUCCAUCUCAUUCAAGUGUCGGGGGUGUCACGGCUCAUCAGAAUGGAGAGUGAUGAGAAAGGUUUCCUCAAAUGUUUCUCAGUGGGACUCUGGAUUCUUAAACAUCACACCUGCCUUUGAAACACACAGUGGAGAGUACUGGUGUGAAAAUGCAGAGGGAGACAGGAGCAACGCUGUCAACAUCACCGUCACUGCUGGUGAUGUGAUCCUGGAGAGUCCUGCUCUGCCUGUGAUGGAACGACAGGCCGUCACUCUGCGCUGCAGAAGAAAGAUGACAUCGUCCAGCUCUGCAGCUGACUUCUAUAGAGACGGCCUCUUCAGUAAGACUGGAUAUACGGGCCGGAUGACCAUCAGCAAUGUCUCCAGGUCCAGUGAAGGACUCUACAGGUGUCACAUCUCUGGAGCUGGAGGAUCAGCAGAGAGCUGGCUGGCUGUCACAGCAUACAUCCCUCCUGCACCUCAAGACACAACCCCUCAGCAUCAGGAGAUACCUCCUCAUCCUCGGCACCAUGGCUCCAUUCAGCUCUCCGUCCUGUUACCGGCUGUUUUCACCGUCACGUGUGUGGCUGCGCUGCUGUUAGCUGUGGGGCUGCUUCAGUGUCGCAAACGCAAAGCUGCAUGCUCUUCCUCUGAGAUGCCAACAACAGGAUUAAACCCUGUCAGUGAACGUGCCCACGUAGCUGAGCCACACAUGGAUAUAUAUGCUAACAUCACACGGCCCAAGAAGAAUAGAGUUAGUGGACACGCCCGUGUAGCUGACCCACCCAUGGCUCUGUAUGCUAAUAUCCCACGGCGCAAGAAGAAAAGAGUUCGUCCUGAGGCAAACGUGGCUGAUCAAAAUGGGACGUGUGCUGUUGUCACAACAAAGAAGAAGGCGAGAGGUUCUGGGGAGGCACGUGUAGCUCCUACAAACAAAGCAAAACGGAGCAAGGAGAGAGGUCACUAAAAGUGGAAACACCUGACUGAAGGAUGGAGUGAGCACUGUUUCAUAGUGUGCACAAGAUGGAGAAAUGCAACUAUCGUUUGGGCUUCUACAGUAAUAUGUAACUUUUCAAUGACCGUGUACGUUUUUCCUUGUUAUAAGAUACUUGUGAUGAAACCAUCCCGCACAUAACCAACCUCCAGAAGGAGGGGGAAGAUGUGACGGAGCGACUCUUUCACUGACUGUGGGCAGUCCCCGCUCCCUUUCUGU
Molecule: messenger RNA, 1336 nt
Organism: Epinephelus fuscoguttatus (brown-marbled grouper)
Lineage: Eukaryota; Metazoa; Chordata; Actinopteri; Perciformes; Serranidae
Product: low affinity immunoglobulin gamma Fc region receptor II-a-like
Exons: 11
Coding region: 2-1090 (362 amino acids)
Biological process (GO): cell surface receptor signaling pathway
Molecular function (GO): transmembrane signaling receptor activity
Source: RefSeq, a predicted model, not a curated record